AUGUUACUAUUGGUACUUGGUUCCAAUCGCUGUAAAUCUUUAGAUUGUCAAUUAAAUGAAUCCGACAAGCACAGAGUUGCAUACACCAUUACUGUUGAUAAGUCGGGCCAUGGAAAUUUCACUUCAGUACAAAGUGCCAUCGAUUCAAUUCCUGCUGCUAACACUCGAUGGAUACGCGUUCAAAUUUCUCCUGGCAACUACGAGGAAAAGGUUGUUAUCCCUUUGAACAAACCGUGCAUUUUUCUUGAAGGAGCUGGCAGCAAGUUAACAAGCAUUGUAUUUGGCGACGAUCAAGACAAGGACACUAGCGCUACCUUCAUUUCUCUUGCUGAUAACAUCGUAGCAAAAGGCAUCACGAUCAAGAAUUCCUAUAACCUACCACUUGAACCAGAGAAAAUCGUAUGGAAGAGAGCUACGGCUGCUGUAAUACAAGGAGAUAAAUCUGCCUUCUAUAAUUGCGCUUUUCUCGGAAUACAGGAUACCCUUUAUGACGUAAAAGGCCGCCAUUACUUCAAUGGUUGCUACAUCGAAGGUGCAUUGGAUUUUAUUUAUGGAGGGGGAAAUCUAUCUAUGAGGUAA
Molecule: messenger RNA, 579 nt
Organism: Dovyalis caffra
Lineage: Eukaryota; Viridiplantae; Streptophyta; Magnoliopsida; Malpighiales; Salicaceae
Source: the annotation of a GenBank genome assembly